Penicillium crustosum is the source of this 3405-nucleotide messenger RNA. RefSeq names its product putative DNA damage repair protein Mus42. Lineage: Eukaryota; Fungi; Ascomycota; Eurotiomycetes; Eurotiales; Aspergillaceae. The coding region runs from base 1 to 3405 and encodes 1134 amino acids. Gene Ontology annotation, cellular component: nucleus. Gene Ontology annotation, biological process: error-free translesion synthesis; error-prone translesion synthesis. Gene Ontology annotation, molecular function: deoxycytidyl transferase activity; damaged DNA binding; DNA-directed DNA polymerase activity. The transcript is spliced from 3 exons. The record is from RefSeq and is a predicted model, not a curated record.
AUGGGCUCCCGUCAUGAGAUAAACUCUAGUGCAGUGCGCAAACGCAUUGAAAAUCAUGACUUCAAUGAUGAAGGAGGAGAGGAGUAUGAGGCCUCCAGCUUUGGCGGGUUCGGGGACUACAUGCGCCGGAAAAAAAUGAAAUUGCAGAAUCUUGAUGCGGAAAUUCGAGCAUCAGCUGGCGAUUGCCCGCCAAUAUUCCGUGGUGUAGUUGCCCAUGUCAAUGGGUACACCCAACCUUCCUUGCAAGAUCUGCACCGUCUGAUUGUCAGCCAUGGGGGUGGAUUCCUUCAAUAUCUAGAUGGAAAGACUGCCGCAACUCAUAUCAUCGCCAGUGCUCUGACACCCAAGAAGCGUGAGGAGUUCCGCCGCUACCGUAUAGUGAAACCUACCUGGGUGACAGACAGUAUCAAAGCGGGACGUCUGCUGCCAUGGGAUGAAUUUAGAAUAGUAGAUGAAGGUCAUGCACAGCGGGUGCUCAAGUUUGAUGAUGGCCGGUUUACCAGCCAGACGAAUAGCCUUCGCACAGGUUACAAAGACCAAUCAAGGGCCAACUGGUAUAGCUCUCAGCUCCGAGAUAUGAGCAAAACCGAACAGGGUCUUGGCUCUUCAUCAAAGCCUGUAACUCCAUCUACCCGGUCCAAAGCCGCACAGACGGUCACACCAACCAUGCUGAGCCAGCCAUCCCAGUCGGACUAUGGAGACUUCCCUAGCUUCACUAUGGAGAAAGAGCAGCAAGAUCAUGGCCCUCAACAUCAAGAAGAGACAUCAGCCCGCGAUGUAGCCCAAUCCACAAUGCCACAUCAAGCUCUCAAUCCCGAUCAUGUGCCCACCUCACUAGAUCCAUUGGUUGACCUCGAAUCAACCUCGCCUCUCGCCCAAACAAGUAUAACAAAACCCGCUUUGACUUCUGAAGAAUACAACGCACAGCUCCUUUCCGACCCAAGGAUGCAGAAGUCCUCUGUUGUCAACCCGGAAUUCCUACAGCAGUAUUAUAGAGAGUCUCGCCUCCAUCAUCUGUCAACCUGGAAGGCAGAUCUGAAAGCCCAACUGCAGGCUGCAACGAAGGAAAAUGCACAGUCUCAGAUACCGAAAAAGAAACCUGUACCUGGAUCAAGAAGGUACAUUCUACAUGUGGACUUUGACUCAUUUUUUGCAGCUGUCUCAGUCCUAAAUCACCCCGAACUCCAAGACAAGCCGGUUGCUAUCGCCCAUGGCACUGGGUCAGGCUCCGAGAUUGCUAGUUGUAAUUAUCCUGCACGUGCUCGAGGUGUUAAGAAUGGGAUGUGGAUGAAAGGUGCUUUGCAAUUAUGCCCCGAACUCAAAGUCUUGCCUUAUGAUUUCCCUGCCUAUGAAGAUGCGAGUCGCAAGUUCUACUCCUCGAUACUUGCCAUUGAUGGUACCGUGCAGAGUGUCAGUAUCGAUGAGGCUUUGAUUGACGUCACAAAUCUAUGUGUGGAAGCUGGCGGCUCAGAUGGAAAGGCUAUAUCAGAAGGAUCAAUUUAUCGUGAGCAAGCUAAAGCGGACGAAAUUGCCCAAGGCUUACGCGAUUCAAUCAAAGAGAGGACCGGAUGCGCAGUCUCUGUCGGAAUUGGCAACAAUGUUCUGCUCGCAAAAGUGUCUCUCAGAAAAGCCAAGCCUGCUGGGCAGUUCCAAUUGAAGCCAGAUGCUGUUCUGGGCUUUAUUGGAGAUCUCGCUGUUCGUGAUCUCCCUGGAGUGGGGAAUAGCAUGGCAAUUAAACUCGAAGAGCUGAGUGUGAAGUUUGUCAAAGAUAUUCGAGAUCUCCCGAAGGAGAGACUGAUAUCUGGCCUGGGACCCAAAACUGGAAUUAAAUUAUGGGAGUAUGCUCGUGGAAUCGACCGAACAGAAGUCGGCGAUCAAACCAUAAGGAAAUCUGUUUCGGCCGAGGUCAACUGGGGGAUUCGGUUUGUCAAUCAGGACCAAGCAGAUGACUUUGUGCGUUCUCUGUGCGAGGAGCUGAAUCGAAGAUUGGUAGAAAAUCUGGUGAAGGGGAAACAGCUCACCCUAAAGGUCAUGCGUCGAUCGAUGGACGCUCCACUGGAACCGGUUAAGCAUCUCGGCCAUGGAAAGUGUGAUACAUUCAACAAAAGCGUCGCCCUUGGUGUUGCGACCAAUGUACCGGAAGUCAUUGGGAAAGAAGCAAUAUCGAUGUUGAGAAGCUUCAACUUUUCACCUGGAGACUUGAGAGGUCUGGGUGUGCAAAUGACUAAACUUGAACCGAUCAAGUCUGGCCCUUCAGGCUCCGAGAGCAGCCAGCGACAACUCAACUUCCAGAAAUCCCCACCUCGCAAGAAAAUCAUUCCAGAUGCAGACCCCGACGAGCUGGAGAGUCCGCAGAAAGAUGACUCUGUUCGUAUUCAAGCGGAUCCAGUACUCAGCGAUAGUGCCCACAAGCCACUCAACAUCUCGGGGACCCAGUUUAUUAUGCCCACUCAAACAGAUCCCAAAGUCCUUGCUGAACUACCCAGAGACAUCAGGUCAAGGCUUGUUGCACAAGCAAAGCCGCGACAUAAUUCUCGUUCUGGGUCUCCUUGUCCUCUCCCGCGUGAGUCACGGCAGCCUAUCCAAGCAGACCUCCCUCCGCAGUCCCAGCUGGACCCAGACGCAUUGGCGGCAUUGCCUGAAGAUGUUCGUCAAGAAGUAUUAGCUGAGAAGGCCGGUCUCACCCCCAGAAAGAGGCGUGGCCGCCCACCCAAGUCAGCAACGAUCGCCAACAAGCCUAAGCCCAAGCCUCUGAACCAAUCCAGCUUUGGGUUCGUUUUUCCACGCCCAGCAGCCGUAUCUGCUAGUAUUGAAGAAGAGGCCUUGUCUAGACAGGCGUCACCGAAUAUCGAAGAGCCAGCCGAACCUUCAGCCGAAUUUCUUGCUGCUUUACCUGAAGAUAUCAGACAAGAGCUUCUCGAAGAACAAAACCGUUUUCGCAUGCAACAACGUCCGCGAGCCACUGAACCUGCACAAGGACCUCCAUCCCGGGCACAGGAAGCUCCUCCUGCACCAGUUGCUGUAGAGAAAUUUCUACCUCUGCCCCCUCUCCCCAAGCGUCCUGUCUUUACAUCACAGCGCCUGUCCCAAUUACCAGAUUUGCGAGAUGCUGUUGGCUCAUGGCAUGAAGUCUUUGCAGCUGGUGGUCCAUAUGGUGAUGACGUUACUUCGUUAUGUAAAUAUCUGUCCAGUGUGGCAUUGCAAGAGAAGGACGUGGACAAAGCCGUUUCAGUGGUGCGUUGGCUGAUGUGGUUGGUGGGUGAUCAUUCGCAACAGGGGUCUAAAGAGCUAACAGGGUCCCGGCCUGAGGGAACUAUAAGCUGGGAAGAGGCUAUAGAGACCAUGCAGUACAGUGUCCAGGUGGCCCUGGAACAGAGGGGGCUCCCUCCUGUGGACUUUUCAUGA